Nematolebias whitei (Rio pearlfish) is the source of this 1000-nucleotide messenger RNA. RefSeq names its product serine/threonine-protein kinase RIO1. The transcript is spliced from 8 exons. Gene Ontology annotation, biological process: maturation of SSU-rRNA. The coding region runs from base 154 to 879 and encodes 241 amino acids. Gene Ontology annotation, molecular function: protein serine/threonine kinase activity; ATP binding. Gene Ontology annotation, cellular component: cytosol; preribosome, small subunit precursor. Lineage: Eukaryota; Metazoa; Chordata; Actinopteri; Cyprinodontiformes; Rivulidae. The record is from RefSeq and is a predicted model, not a curated record.
ACGCUCUGUAGUCACGUGCUCGUAUCCGGAAGUAAAGCGAGGUGAAACACGCGGUGGUGAGUGUCAUUCCGAACCGGGAUCGGGCUGCCAGGAUCAGGUCGUCGAACCGAAGCGGACAAGGGCCUUGGUUUUCGUGUUCGUGGCUGUGACGUCAUGGCGACGGUGGCACGUGCACCCGGUCAGUUUGAUGACGCAGAGGAGGCCAGUGACCAAUCAGAGCGAGCUGUCGGUGACAUCAUCAACCAGCCUGAGUCAGAGCUGCCAGAAAACGAGGAUGAGGAGGAAGAUUAUGAGGAGGACGAGGAGGAGUGGGCGUGGUCUUCAGCUUCUGGUCUCACCAAAAGAUUCAACCGGACCAGCGCCGGCUGUCAGGCCAACAAGCAGAACUUCUCCAGUAAAUCGUUGUCAUCGACUCCGUCCGAUAAAGUUCUGAGGAAAUAUGAACUAAAGAUCAACCUGGAUAAACUGAAUUUUGAUGAUUCUGUGAUCAACAAGGUGACGGCGAUGCAGAGGCAGAAAGACGCCUACACGUACAGGCUCAAAGACAAAUCGGAUCGAGCCACAGUGGAGCAGGUUUUAGAUCCACGAACUCGAAUGAUUCUGUUCAAGAUGCUGAGUCGAGGAAUCAUCUGUGAGAUCAAUGGCUGCAUCAGCACAGGGAAGGAGGCUAAUGUUUAUCACGCCAGCACGUCUGCAGGAGACAGCAGAGCUGUGAAGAUCUACAAGACGUCCAUCUUGCUGUUCAAAGACAGACACAAAUACGUCAGUGGGGAGUUCAGAUUUCGUCAUGGUUAUUGUAAAGGAAACCCCAGGAAGAUGGUGAGAACGUGGGCUGAAAAAGAAAUGAGGAACCUAAUCAGGUUAGAACCUCUUAACUGACACUCUGAGCCCAACAGAACCUCGUCUUAAACCCUAAUCCAACGUUCUAGAACCACGAUUAAUGUAAAAGUGAAACCAACCCAUUGAAAUGUACUAACAUUAAGUAAGAAUGCGCGAUAUA